AUGAAAGACGACGGCAUCACCACGACCCUGGAUGGCGACAUGGCCGGACAUCCCCCGCCCGGAAUGGUGCUGGUGCCCCGACCCAGUGCUGACCCUGAGGACCCGCUCAACUGGCCACACCGCCGCAAAUAUGUCAUUCUGGCCACUCUCUGCCUGGCCUCGUUAUCCGGAGCCAUUGCCCCUCUUUCCGGCCAAUUGAAUCUCGCUCAACAAGCCAAGAUCUAUGGCAAGACCACUGUCCAAGAAUCCUAUGCAAACUCGGCCGCCCUGGCCGGCAUGGCCUUUGGCCCUUCUUCUUCGCCCCCAUCGCCCACCGACUCGGCCGCAGCUCCGUCAUCUUCUGGUGCGUGCUCUGCGCCAUGA
Molecule: messenger RNA, 363 nt
Organism: Aspergillus sclerotioniger CBS 115572
Lineage: Eukaryota; Fungi; Ascomycota; Eurotiomycetes; Eurotiales; Aspergillaceae
Exons: 3
Coding region: 1-363 (120 amino acids)
Source: RefSeq, a predicted model, not a curated record